Molecule: messenger RNA, 411 nt
Organism: Merops nubicus (carmine bee-eater)
Lineage: Eukaryota; Metazoa; Chordata; Aves; Coraciiformes; Meropidae
Product: carboxypeptidase A6-like
Exons: 3
Biological process (GO): proteolysis
Molecular function (GO): zinc ion binding; metallocarboxypeptidase activity
Source: RefSeq, a predicted model, not a curated record
CUUCAGGCUCUUCAGACAUACCAGACCGAUCCUGCUAUGAGAAAGAUGCUAACUCAGAUGUAUUUCUAUAUCAUGCCUGUGUUUAAUGUGGAUGGAUAUAAUUUCAGCUGGACAAAUGAUCGAUUUUGGAGAAAAACGAGAUCAAAGAACACAAGGUUCUGGUGUCACGGUGUCGAUGCUAAUCGCAACUGGAAAGUGAAGUGGUGUGAUGAGGGUGCUUCGUAUCACCCAUGUGAUGACACCUACUGUGGUCCCUUCCCUGAGUCUGAGCCUGAAGUAAAGGCUGUCGCCCAUUUUCUCCGCAAACACAGGAAACAAAUAAAAGCCUAUUUGUCCUUCCACGCGUACGCCCAGAUGCUGCUCUACCCCUACUCGUACAAAUACGCAACUAUCCCAAACUUCAGCUGCGUG